UUUCCAAUCCUGUCGACAGACAGAAGCAGGCAGGCAGGGAAAAAAGUCCGUCUGAGAGUCACGAUGAGAGAAGAGAGGACAAAAAGGAUGGAGCAGAGGCUGGGGAGGAGUCCUGCUGCCAAGGUGAAGCCAUAAAGCUCCCUGCUUUGAAGCGCAGCCGCGGAUCGCGCGUCAGUCCCCGGGUGACGGUCAGAGCGCAGCAGCUGGAAUGAUCCCACAGCCACGGGUGGGGGGACGCGCUUAUCUGCGUGUUUGUGGAGAUUUUUGGCUUAAAGUUCGCCGCGAAAGAAGGAGCUGAAAGCUUUCCUCAAUCGCAGAGGGAUUCAAGAGCAGUGGGAGAACAAGGAGUCCUGUUGGGAUCUAAGGGGCAGAAAUUCAGCCUCCCGACGGUGUGCAGGGACCCCCGAAGGGACCAGCUGUUUGGUUGCGUGCGGAUGAAGCCCUCACUUCUGUGGAUUCUGGCGCUUCUGAUUGGAUGUCACCUCCGUUCGACCGUCCAAAGAUCACAGUCCUGAAAGGACGCAGUUUGUUUUUUUCUCCAACAGGAAAAUGUUUUUAGUCGUGUGAAACCUGUGGAGCUCCAUGGGGGCUUUAAGUGGAUGUUGGAGGAUGAGAACCCGGAUUUUGUCCAAUUCUUUGGAAAAGCAGAGCGGAUUUAUGAGAAAAUAAAAAUAAGAAGGACCUGCUGUAAACAAAGCAAUACUGUGAAAAAAAACAUUUUUAGCCCUAGCUAUCCAUCACAGAGUUUUGCUUCUAUGUUUAACAAUACUUUGACUCAUUUUGGAUGUUAAACAUGUGACGUUCAGUGUGUGCUUCUCUCUAUAGAAAGCUCUAUUAACUUGGAAGAGGACAGUCUUUUAAUUCCAGACAAUCUCAGCUUUCAUUACCGUGAAGAUUUUUUGUUUUCUUUUUCUAGAUGUUUUUAGAUCCAUCAACUGUAUAAGAAACAUUUUUCAUUCCCUAAAAAAAAAAAAAAAGGACAUUUGUUCCUUGAGGGAAGAAGCCGGUGCUUUUUUCCAUCACCGCCAUGGUGAUGUCACAGGGAACCUACACCUUUCUGGCCUGUUUCGCUGGCUUCUGGUUGGUCUGGGCCCUCAUCACCAUGCUGUGCUGCUUCUGCAGCUUUCUGCAGCGCCGCCUGAAGAGACGCCAAGAGGACCGGCUCAGAGAACAGUGUCUGCGGACGGUGGAGAUGGAGCCGCUCGAAACCCAGCCCGGCGGAUAUCCGCCAGGACCUCCAGCGGCGCAGCCCCAUCCGCAGAUCUGCCCUCCUCAGACUCUGGUGCCGCCCGUCGCCGUACCGGUUCCUCAUCCAAUGCCACAAGCAACCUGGGUCAGCAUGCCAGACACGGACAUAUUUGGGAAGCCGCCUUGCUAUGAGGAUGCAGUCCUUAUGGAGGACCCCCCUCCCCCUUACAGCGAGGUUUUGGCCGACCCACGAGGAGGAACCUACCUGAAGCCCAUCACCCUUCGGGGAGCGCCACUGCCGUUGACGUUGAGGGAUGGCCGGAACCCAUUUUCAGUCCUCACGUCCGAGACCAGAAAGCCCCCAGUGGCGACGGUGUUCCCAGACCGGGGUUACUCCUCGCUGAUUCGUCUGCCUUCAUCCCAGCGCUGGGACUCGUUGGGUCAUCUUCUCUCCAACAUGGACCUGAACCAUAACAGCCUGACCCCGCCAGGGGCGCGGUCAAUUCAGGCUGCCACUGCUGCCAUGGCAACAAUGCCACGCAGGGAGCUCAGAACUCUUCGUGAGAAUCUGCAAGGUGAAACAGGAGGACUUCAGGGGGAUGUACAGAGAUUUCCGGGAGGCUUUCAGGGUAUUCACAGACUUCGAAAUAUGGAGCCUAGUUGUGGCAUGCCGACUGCCUUCCCUCUGCUGGGUCGGAGCACCGCUGUCUAAUCAUCACUGGGAAAAAUAACCAGCAAGAUGGACUAUGAUAUAUUCAGAGACAAACUUACUUUAAAGCUAAUAACUGCUGCUGGAAGUAGAGAUUUCACUCCCCAUGGAUCUGCAGAUGGGGUCAGGAGGACAAUUAUUUUGAAGGAUAACCUGCAACCACAUCAGGAAAUAAAGCAUUUUUAAACCAGUGUUGCUGAACCACAGUAGUAUUCUGCCGUCAUGUUAGAGGCUAAAUAAGUUUGGAGGAGAGAGAAAAAGCCAUAAUGAAGUAAAGAUGUGCAACAAACUAGCAGUAAAUCCAACCUCCACGGUCUUCAUUUCUAUCUCCACCUCCUGUCUCAUUCAUCCCUGAUCUCUGCUUCUGUCUCUGAGCCACCCAUUGUAUGGGCCUGCUGUUGCUAUGGCUCCGGAGAACUGCCUGUUCGCUUUAUCUGCUCCGAUUUUUUUUAACACUCAGCUCACAGCAUGCAUCUUCUCGAGGACUGUGAGAAUCAAGACGUAAGAAAGGAGCACACGGUGACCUUCAGUGGGACCCGGCCAUCGUGUUUGUGACACCGAACAGGAGGCCAAGCUUCUUCUUAGACUGAAGUUCAGCUAAGCACAAUCGGGGGAAAAUCUGAUUUUAGUUUUGUAACUUAAUGCUUAGUCAUUUUCAGUGCCGUCUUGACCGUCAGUAAAGAUUUGUUUUUAAUCACAACAUGACGUCAGGUGGAUCUGUGAUAAGAAAAUUACCUUUUUCAUGUACAACCGUGAAAUAUCACAAAGGCCUUUUCUUGUGUAAUAAAAAUC
Messenger RNA from Cyprinodon variegatus (sheepshead minnow), 2689 nucleotides. RefSeq names its product proline rich 7 (synaptic) (gene prr7). The transcript is spliced from 3 exons. Bases 1028 to 1900 code for a protein of 290 amino acids. Lineage: Eukaryota; Metazoa; Chordata; Actinopteri; Cyprinodontiformes; Cyprinodontidae. The record is from RefSeq and is a predicted model, not a curated record.